This is a messenger RNA of Capsella rubella, 401 nucleotides long. RefSeq lists its product as uncharacterized. The record is from RefSeq and is a predicted model, not a curated record. Lineage: Eukaryota; Viridiplantae; Streptophyta; Magnoliopsida; Brassicales; Brassicaceae. The transcript has 2 exons. Bases 66 to 371 code for a protein of 101 amino acids.
CUGAGUCAUUCUCCGUUUCAAACGCAUCAAACGCAACCGCUGAUUGGAACGUCCGGUUUACAACAAUGAUCUCAGGAGGUAAUAAAUGUAAAGCCUCUCUCCACACGAUGAAAUCGCGUCUCGUCCGUGGGGACAAGCUUAUCUCCGAGUCAUCCUCUCCUGAUUAUUUCGGUUUACUCGUCGAGGUUUUAUCAAGUUUUAAGAUAGAAGGUCGAUCCCGUUAUGAAGAUGGUUUCUUGAUCUUGACUUGCAACAAUAUACCGGUGAAUUUCACGGUAGAUCCGGCCGGGAAUGUGAAGGGAUCGUUGCUCGGAUAUAUGAGGCCGUGUGAGUAUAUAUACCAGAAGAAGUUUCCAGUCGCAUCCUUUUAGACUUUUCCUCUCAUCUUAUAAAUCAUGAAU